GUCGCCGGGAGCCGGGAGCUAACGCGCAGUGGUGGCGGGGGCGUGGACCGGCGACAGGCCCGGCUUGGUGUCCUCUGGGCAGCCGGGUGGACUGACCGUAGCAGGACCCCGCUGGCCGGCCCUGACAGAUUUAAACCUCUUCAGAGUCUUCUGGAGAAAAUGGCGGACACAACACCUGAGCCUUCUGGGCAUCUUAUUGUACACUCAGACACUCACAGUGACACUGUCCUGGCUAGUCUUGAGGAUCAGAGGAAGAAGGGCUUUCUUUGCGAUAUUACUUUGAUCGUGGAGAAUGUGCAUUUCCGAGCUCAUAAAGCCCUACUGGCUGCCAGUAGCGAGUAUUUCUCAAUGAUGUUUGCGGAAGAGGGCGAGAUUGGCCAGUCCAUUUAUAUGCUGGAAGGCAUGGUUGCGGACACCUUUGGUAUCCUGCUGGAAUUUAUCUAUACAGGCUAUCUACAUGCCAGUGAGAAAACGACAGAACAAAUCCUGGCUACUGCCCAAUUCUUAAAAGUCUAUGACCUGGUAAAGGCUUACACUGACUUCCAGAAUAGCCAUAACUCCCCAAAGCCACCGGCCUUGAACUGCUCAGGUACUCCGGUGGUGGUUAUUUCCAAUAAGAAGAAUGAUCCUCUGAAACGGAAACGGGGAAGGCCAAGAAAAACCAACGGUUUGCAGGAAGGGAAAUCGGAGCUAGCUGCAGAGGGAGAGGUGCAGCUAAGAGUGAACAAUUCCGUUCAGAAUAGACAAAACUUUGUAUUUAAAGAAGACAGUGUCAGACUGAAUGAGCAGACUCCCAAAGAAAAGGAGUCAGAGCCCACCGGUGAGCCAGGCAGUGUGGAGGAGAUGCCCGCCGAGAAGGACGAGAACUCUGACCCCAAGGCUCGGGAUGGACCGGGAAGCCAGAGCAGGUACAGCAAGCGGAGGACUCGCAGGUCUGUCAAGCUUAAAGACUACAAACUUAGUGGAGAUGAAGAUGACCAGAGCACAGCCAAGAGGGCGACGUGUGGGAGGCAAAAGCGUUCCAGCGCUCCCGAGGCCCGCUGUAAAGACUGCGACAGAGUCUUUAAAUAUAGUCACUUCUUAGCCAUCCACCAGAGACGCCACACUGGGGAGCGACCCUUCAAAUGCAGCGAGUGUGGAAAGGGCUUUGCUCAGAAGCACUCCUUGCAGGUUCAUACCAGGAUGCACACGGGAGAGCGGCCAUACACCUGCACCGUGUGCAGCAAGGCGCUGACCACCAAGCACUCCCUGCUGGAGCACAUGAGCCUGCACUCAGGGCAGAAGUCUUUUACCUGUGAUCAGUGUGGAAAGUAUUUCAGCCAGAAAAGACAGCUAAAGAGCCAUUAUCGUGUCCAUACAGGCCACUCACUACCAGAAUGCAACCACUGCCAUCGCAAGUUUAUGGAUGUGUCCCAGCUAAAGAAACAUCUGCGCACGCACACAGGUGAGAAGCCAUUUACUUGUGAAAUCUGUGGGAAAUCUUUCACAGCAAAGAGCUCCCUUCAGACCCACAUCAGAAUCCACCGAGGAGAAAAGCCGUAUUCCUGCAGCGUCUGCGGCAAAUGCUUCUCUGACUCCAGUGCCAAGAGGAGACACUGCGUCCUACAUACGGGCAAAAAGCCUUUCUCCUGCCCCGAGUGCAGCCUACAGUUUGCUCGCCUGGACAAUCUGAAGGCUCACCUGAAAAUCCACAGCAAGGAGAAGCACGCGUCAGACUCCAGCAGUGUCUCUGGCAGUAGUGCUGACGAGGUGCGGAACGUUCUUCAGCUGCAGCCAUACCAGCUCUCCGCCUCAGGAGAGCAGGAGAUUCAGCUUCUCGUUACCGACUCUGUGCAUAACAUUAACUUCAUGCCCGCUCCCAGCCAGGGCGUUAGCAUUGUAGCUGCUGAGAGCUCUCAGAACAUGGCCACAGACCCGGCUGCCAACAUCACCCUGCUCACACAGCAGCCGGAGCAACUGCAGAGCCUGAUUCUUUCAGCUCAGCAGGAGCAGACAGAGCACAUUCAGAGCCUCGGCAUGAUUGGAAGCCAGAUGGACGCCUCCCAGGCCGAGCCAGUGCAUGUGAUCACACUGUCCAAGGAAACGCUGGAGCACCUCCAUGCUCACCAGGAGCAAACAUCCAGCUCAGUGCCUGCAGCGGACACAGGAGCCCGAGCCUCCUCUCCCCCCUCCACUAGGCCAGGGGCAGAGCUGACCCAGGCGCCUCUGACGGUUCCGCUGGACCCUUCCCCUGGAGCCACAGUGGCGGGGUGGCCCUUUGGGCCGUCCUCUUAUAGAUCCUUAAAGAUGUGAUCUGCCCGUUAUUUAUAAUGGGCUCCGUCAGGGCAGAGUCUGUCUUAACUAUAAUAUCAACUCAUAGUUGGCAUUUAAAUAUUGAUGAGGGUUUCCACUUUGAUCUAC
Rattus rattus (black rat) is the source of this 2400-nucleotide messenger RNA. RefSeq names its product zinc finger and BTB domain containing 24 (gene Zbtb24). The coding region runs from base 160 to 2292 and encodes 710 amino acids. Gene Ontology annotation, molecular function: protein binding; DNA-binding transcription factor activity, RNA polymerase II-specific; RNA polymerase II cis-regulatory region sequence-specific DNA binding. The record is from RefSeq and is a predicted model, not a curated record. Gene Ontology annotation, biological process: central nervous system development; regulation of transcription by RNA polymerase II. Lineage: Eukaryota; Metazoa; Chordata; Mammalia; Rodentia; Muridae. Gene Ontology annotation, cellular component: nucleus. The transcript has 7 exons.